Molecule: messenger RNA, 2856 nt
Organism: Carlito syrichta (Philippine tarsier)
Lineage: Eukaryota; Metazoa; Chordata; Mammalia; Primates; Tarsiidae
Gene: OPHN1
Product: oligophrenin 1
Exons: 19
Biological process (GO): signal transduction
Cellular component (GO): cytoplasm
Molecular function (GO): GTPase activator activity; protein binding
Source: RefSeq, a predicted model, not a curated record
GCAGACCUCCAGGUAGACAAGGAGAGGCAUAAUUUCUUCGAGUCUUCCCUUGAUUAUGUUUAUCAAAUCCAGGAAGUUCAGGAGUCCAAGAAGUUCAAUAUUGUGGAGCCUGUCUUGGCCUUUCUUCAUAGCCUCUUCAUUUCCAACAGCUUGACUGUGGAGCUCACACAGGAUUUCCUCCCAUACAAACAGCAGCUUCAGCUCAGUUUGCAGAAUACAAGAAAUCAUUUCUCCAGUACCCGUGAAGAGAUGGAAGAACUCAAGAAAAGAAUGAAAGAAGCUCCUCAGACACGCAAACUUCCAGGACAACCCACCAUUGAAGGCUAUCUUUAUACGCAAGAGAAAUGGGCUUUGGGGAUAUCCUGGGUGAAAUACUAUUGCCGGUAUGAGAAAGAGACCAAAACACUCACCAUGACGCCUAUGGAGCAGAAGCCAGGUGCUAAGCAGGGGCCCUUGGACUUAACUCUGAAGUACUGCGUGAGAAGGAAAACGGAGUCUAUUGACAAGAGGUUCUGUUUUGAUAUAGAAACUAAUGAAAGGCCAGGAACUAUCACCCUGCAGGCUCUUUCAGAAGCUAACAGAAGGCUCUGGAUGGAAGCCAUGGAUGGGAAAGAACCUAUCUACCACAGCCCCAUAACAAAACAGGAAGAAAUGGAGCUGAAUGAAGUGGGGUUCAAGUUUGUUAGGAAGUGCAUCAAUAUUAUUGAGACAAAAGGGAUCAAAACAGAAGGAUUGUACCGCACUGUGGGCAGCAAUAUUCAGGUUCAGAAGCUGCUGAAUGCCUUUUUUGAUCCCAAAUGCCCGGGAGAUGUUGAUUUUCAUAAUAGUGACUGGGACAUUAAGACAAUCACCAGCUCCUUGAAAUUCUACCUCAGGAAUCUUUCUGAACCUGUCAUGACCUAUAAGCUUCACAAAGAGCUGGUCUCUGCUGCAAAGUCUGACAACCUGGAUUACCGGCUGGGAGCCAUUCACUCCCUGGUAUAUAAACUACCAGAAAAGAACCGAGAGAUGCUAGAACUUCUGAUAAGACACUUAGUCAAUGUGUGUGAGCACAGCAAAGAGAAUCUUAUGACCCCCUCCAACAUGGGGGUGAUUUUUGGGCCCACCCUGAUGAGAGCUCAGGAGGACACUGUGGCUGCCAUGAUGAACAUCAAAUUCCAGAACAUCGUGGUGGAAAUCUUAAUUGAGCACUUUGGCAAGAUCUAUUUAGGUCCACCAGAGGAAAGUGCUGCACCUCCGGUGCCUCCGCCUCGGUUGACAGCAAGAAGGCACAAACCAAUAACAAUUUCGAAGCGCUUGCUGCGAGAGAGGACAGUUUUCUAUACUUCUUCCCUGGAUGAAAGUGAAGAUGAAAUCCAACAUCAAACACCCAAUGGUAUUAUCAACAGCAGCAUAGAGCCCCCUAAGCUGCCGCAGCACCCCAGACUACCUAUUCAGAGAAGUGGGGAAGCUGAUCCUGGGAGGAAGUCCCCAAGCCGGCCUGUUGCAGAUGGCAAGUUGGAGCCCUGCCCGGAGAUGGACAUGGGGAAGUUGGUUUCUAGGCUACAGGAUGGAGGGGCUAAGGUCACCCCAAAGGCCACCAAUGGACCCAUGCCAGGCUCUGGGCCCAUCAAGACCUCCUCUUUCCACCUAAAGAGACCAGCUCCCCGUCCCCUGGCUCACCACAAGGAGGGGGAUGCUGACAGUUUCAGCAAAAUGCGGCCUCCAGGAGAAAAGCCAACCAUCAUCCGUCCCCCAGUCAGGCCCCCAGACCCUCCCUGCAGGGCAGCUACUCCCCAGAAGCCAGAACCAAAGCCAGAUAUUGUGGCUUGCAAUGCAGGGGAAAUCCCAUCAUCUGUGGUGGCUUCUAGGACCAAGUUCUUUGAAACAGCUUCCCGGAAAACAGGAAGUUCUCAAGGCAGACUUCCUGGAGAUGAAAGUUGAGGCCACAGGUUGUAAAAGCCUUGGCCUCAGGGGGCCCUUUCCAGGUUCUGAAAGGGUCUUCUUCAAACCCUUGUGUGUGGAGUCAUUUUGUGCUGAAGAGCAGCUCUUUCCAGGCCCUGCAUGUUCAGGCUCUGGAAUGCUGUAAAAUAAGGGCACAUGUCCUAGACACAUGUUUAUUUCUCCUUUGUAUCCUGUCUUCAUCCUCUUAGAAGGUUUAUCUUGAGUUUCUGUAACACUGUGAAUAGCUGGACUCCCUCAAGCCAGACUCUGCUAAAACCAAGAUAUCUACUUACCUGAGUUGAGGAGCGGAGCCUGGUUUUCAACUCUUCCCCGAACUUCUGCUUCCUCAAAAGGCCAUCGAACUCUGAAAGAUUUGGAGCUUAAAGACUGAUUUCAAGGUCUUACCUAGAACUAAAGGCCACCGGAGUUGGGCCAUUGCUUACUUUGGUUGGAGGGGAGUAGAAAUGUUUGUCAAACUUUGGGGAAUCUUAACAUGUUUCUCACUGAGGAUAUGGACACUGGUGCCAGGUCGAUGCUGUGGCCCUGCAGUAUGUUGCCAAGAACUUGUCUGCUUCUAUGGAGCCAGACAGCAUGAGUGAUACCGUCAUAACCCCUCCAUGUGGACUUAGGAAGGUGGCCUUCCUACUGUUAGAUACAGCUGCUUAGAACAAAUCUGCAAAGCAUGUUUUGCAUGUCAAAACCUAGGUCUAUUUGGAUGAUUCUUUCUCCUGUUUUCUCCUAACAAUUUAUUUUCCAAGCAAUCAAGAAAAAAACAAAAAAGUACUCUUUUUAAAAAGACAGACUGUGUUUGUCCUGUAGGUGUUCCAUUUGGGGGUCAAAUGCUAGAAAAAGUAUAAGGUGGAUUAAGGCCAGGCAGCUGUCACUGUUACUUCAUGUUUGCCUUCUGCAGAUAAACUCUCUUAUCUCCUGAAA